Messenger RNA from Caenorhabditis auriculariae, 737 nucleotides. The record is from the annotation of a GenBank genome assembly. NCBI's taxonomy places the organism in Eukaryota, Metazoa, Nematoda, Chromadorea, Rhabditida, Rhabditidae.
AUGGCCCAGCUUCGAAUCAAAAUGAUGGACAAAAACGUUGUCGUGAAGUUACGAAGCAAUGCCGUCACCAAAAGCACCAUCAAAACCGUCUUUAUGCUGGCCGAUGAUGCGCUCGUUACAAUGGCUUAUGAAGAAGGCGGGAUCCCGAUAUUAUGCGAGUAAGUUACAUAUUGAACUAUUUAUAAUUAUAAAAAAAUAUUUUAUCUGAUUUAAUUUAAGUUUAAUUAUUUUUUUGAUUGUAUUUCAAUUUUUUAGGGUGGAUGAUACUGGAAAAACGUUUUUGCUUCCUGAUGGAUGGGAAUCUAUGGAGUUUCAUGUUGAAUCGAACCAAGUGCCCUCAAGACCAGCAACGCCGAUGGAUAUCUGUGAGUUUAACAUCAUAUAAUCUUUUUUUAUUAUUAUAUUUUUAGGUCAGAGCACCGCUUCGGUUUAUGUUCCUAUCGGUAUGCACUUUUUAAUGAUUUUUAUUGAGUUCGAUAAGAACCUAAUAUUUAAAGUACUUUAACGUUAUGUUAUUUUCAGAAACUGAUGCUCUUGUUCAUCAACUGGAAAAAGUAUUUGUUUUUACGAGAAAGGCGAUACUAAGGCUUGCUUCACUGUAAUUUCAAUUCAUCAUGCAGUCAGCUUCAAUCAUGGACCUCACCAGAAUUGGAAUUCAAAUUCAGUUGAGGUAUGUUUUUAGUAUCUACAAUUAUAAUCUAAAACACUCGUUUUUGUUUAGAAUCGAACGGCGGUGA